Molecule: messenger RNA, 1238 nt
Organism: Osmia lignaria (orchard mason bee)
Lineage: Eukaryota; Metazoa; Arthropoda; Insecta; Hymenoptera; Megachilidae
Product: developmentally-regulated GTP-binding protein 2
Molecular function (GO): GTPase activity; GTP binding
Source: RefSeq, a predicted model, not a curated record
UCUCAUAGUUCAUGAUAAAUAUCAUUAAAUAUAUAUAUAUCAACGCGUAACUGUGUACGUGUUGUUUGUAAAUGUAAAUUUGUUUUACAUGUCCUAAAUAUAAAAUGGGUAUAUUAGAAAAGAUAUCUGAAAUUGAAAAAGAAAUUGCUCGAACACAAAAGAAUAAAGCGACGGAAUAUCAUUUGGGACUGUUAAAAGCAAAACUUGCAAAAUACAGAUCACAACUUUUAGAACCACCUAAAAAAUCUGAAAAAGGAGAAGGUUUUGAUGUUUUAAAAUCAGGAGAUGCAAGGGUAGCAUUGAUAGGUUUUCCUUCUGUAGGAAAAUCUACUUUAUUAAGUACAUUAACACAUACAGAAUCUGAAGCAGCAUCGUAUGAAUUUACCACGUUAACUUGCAUUCCUGGUGUUAUUGAAUAUAAAGGAGCUAACAUUCAGCUUCUCGAUCUUCCUGGUAUAAUUGAAGGUGCUGCACAGGGUAAAGGAAGAGGAAGACAAGUUAUAGCUGUUGCAAGAACAGCAGAUUUAGUUCUUAUGAUGUUAGAUGCUACUAAACAAGAUGUACAAAGACAACUUUUAGAAAAGGAAUUAGAGUCAGUUGGUAUAAGACUUAAUAAAAGGAAGCCAAACAUAUAUUUUAAAGUUAAAAAAGGAGGUGGCUUGGCUUUCAAUUCCACGUGUCCAUUGACAAAAGUAGAUGAAAAAUUAGUUCAAAUGAUUCUACACGAAUAUAAAAUUUUUAAUGCUGAAGUUUUGUUUCGUGAAGAUUGCAGUGCGGAUGAAUUGAUCGAUGUAAUUAAUGCCAAUAGAGUUUAUUUACCAUGUCUAUAUGUUCACAAUAAAAUAGAUCAAAUAUCGAUAGAAGAGGUGGACAGAAUUGCUAGGCAACCUAACAGUGUAGUAGUUAGUUGUAAUAUGAAAUUAAAUUUGGACUUUCUGCUUGAAACGUUAUGGGAAUACUUAUCGUUAAUAAGAGUUUAUACAAAGAAACCUGGUCAACCACCAGAUUUUGACGAUGGUUUAAUAUUACGGAAAGGUGUUACCGUGGAACAUGUAUGUCAUGCAAUUCAUCGCACACUUGCUCAACAAUUUAAAUAUGCUCUCGUAUGGGGUACAAGUACCAAGUAUUCACCUCAACGGGUAGGAUUACAGCAUAUUAUGCACGAUGAAGACGUUAUUCAAGUAGUUAAAAAAUAAAAUUUAUAAAAUUAUAUGAAUUAUUACAUGAAUUCUAUGAUA